CUGAAAGGUACUAACUAAACCGAUUCAUCUACAAUGGCGGGGGAAGACGAAAAAAUUGGCGCCCAGAGAUGAGCAAUAAUAAGUUCGCCUACUCGAAAUCAAUUAGUGCGAGUUAUUAUUCUUCUUAUCUUCACGAAAAAUCGAAGGGUGUAUCGAUCUAAUUAGGGUUCAGAGAGAGAGAGAGAGAGAGAGAGAGAGAGAUGGGUAGGAAAAAGAAAUCUAGGGCUUCGACAAACGAGGAAGAUGAGAUUGAGAGUGGUAAUGAUGGGGGAUCUUCUGAGACUAGUCUUUACCAGGUUCUUGGAGUUGAAAGAACAGCUACUUCACAGGAAAUAAGAAAAGCGUAUCAUAAGUUGGCGUUGAGGCUUCACCCAGAUAAAAAUCCGGAUGAUAUGGAAGCUAAAGAGAAAUUCCAGCAGCUUCAAAAAGUGAUAUCAAUUCUUGGGGAUGAAGAGAAAAGGGCUGUCUAUGAUCAAACUGGCUCUGUUGAUGAUGCUGAUCUUUCUGGCGACGUAUUUGAGAAUUUGCGGGAUUUCUUCAAGGCCAUGUUCAAGAAGGUCACCGAAGCAGAUAUUGAAGAGUUUGAGGCAGACUACAGGGGAUCUGAGACAGAGAAGAAAGACUUACUUGAGCUCUUCACGAAGCUUAAGGGUAAAAUGAACAGGCUCUUCUGCUCAAUGAUUUGCUCAGAUCCCAAGCUUGAUUCACACCGUUUCAAAGACAUUCUUGAUGAAGCCAUUGCAGCAGGGGAAGCGAAGUCAAGCAAGGCAUAUGAGAAAUGGGCAAAGAAAAUAUCAGAAACGAAACCGCCCACCAGUCCACUAGCCAGUCCAUCGAGGAAGAGGAAGAGGAAGAAGUCAGCAAAGGAUUCAGAGCCAGAUCUUUGCAUGUUGAUUGCGCAGCGAAGAGAUGAGAGGAAAGUGAAGGUGGAUUCAAUGUUUUCGUCACUCAUCUCUAGGUAUGGUGGUAAUGCUGAAGCAGAGCCCACUGAAGAAGAAUUUGAAGCUGCCCAGAGAAGGAUUGAAAGCAAAAGACCAUCCAAGAAGUCAAGAAAGUAAAGGUUAUAGAGUCUUCUAGUAGUUUGUGAUGGAACAAGAAAUGUUUAUUUUGUUUUAAAAUUGCAUCAAUUGCCAAAAUUGGCUAAUAUAUUUGAUCACUAUUUUAGAAAUAGAGAAAUUAUAUCGUGAAAACAAAAGCA
Camelina sativa (false flax) is the source of this 1198-nucleotide messenger RNA. Its product is annotated as chaperone protein dnaJ 6. The record is from RefSeq and is a predicted model, not a curated record. NCBI's taxonomy places the organism in Eukaryota, Viridiplantae, Streptophyta, Magnoliopsida, Brassicales, Brassicaceae.